AUGACUAUCCUGCGUAAAGCUUGCCAAAAUUGCACUCUAGCAAAGCGGAAAUGCGUGGUUCAGCUGCCAAAGUGCACUCGCUGCGCCCAGCGGGGCCUGGAGUGUACCUAUGAUCUCGAGCCUUUGAAAGCUGCAACUGUGCAGGAUAAACAGCUACACACCAUGACGUUCAACACGAGCGUAUGCGAUACCCCGGGAUACUGUUUCAUGAAGAGCGUCAAUCUCCACCCUCCUUUCAUAGACCCUGCAAUUUGUGGAACCGGAAACACAGAUAACCUAGAGCUUUUGCGUCUAGGUUAUCAAUGUGUCCCGGAUCUUCUGAACCUGGGAAAGCCUGCGCUUUUUGUACAUCCAAAGCUGCAACUUCAAGGCAACUCUAAUCACAUUGUCGCAUUGAUGGAGGCUCGGCAAGAUAACCUGGACCAUGAAAUGUUUGAACGCUUGAUCCAACUUGACGUCAAGCAAAUAUCCCUUAUGGAAAACUUGACCGGCCUUCAGUUGCUUCUGGUUUACGGAGCCUUUCUUUUCCCAGCUCAACAGAUAGAUACGCAGGUAUUUCUCAAGGUCAUUUACGAAUGGGCCCAUACUCUGUUAGCAUCGGCCCAGACUAGAAGGCCUCGAGACCAGUCUCCAUGGCAGGCGUGGCUAUUUGGAGAGAGCGUUCGGCGCACUAUUGUCUCGUCUUACGGUCUCGGGAUGGCUCUAAGUAGCUUCAAGUACGGAUACUGCACUCAUUGGUUGUUCAUGGAGUCGCUUCCAUUCGACGAACGCGCCGGCCUGUGGAUGGCGACGUCGCCGCAAGCCUGGAUAGCGACAGCCGGGGCGAGAACUGGCGAGGAUGUCGGGGAGAGGCUCAUUUCACUGCAUGAAUUUGGGCAACGAUCUGAUGGACCAGGCUGUGAUUUCCGUGGAGACGCGUUUCUAGCUCUGCUGGCCUACGCCCACAACGGCUGA
Aspergillus calidoustus is the source of this 954-nucleotide messenger RNA. The record is from the annotation of a GenBank genome assembly. NCBI's taxonomy places the organism in Eukaryota, Fungi, Ascomycota, Eurotiomycetes, Eurotiales, Aspergillaceae.